AUUUGAGACGCGCGUAAUACAUGAUUGUUGAUGUUGGCUUUCAUUUUUUUGUUGUGGUUCUCAUAAGAUGGUGAAACAAAUAUGAAAAUUAGUGUAUACAUGCAACACCUCCUCGAAGCUAUAUAUGCAGCUCAUUAUACGAGUUGAAACUCAGUCGAGUAAUACAUUUUCAUGAGCGAAUUUCGUCUACUUUAGUGUCAUGAAACGACUAUUAUAUCUUACGAUGAUCUUAACGAUUGGCCAAGCCGCGAGGCUACCAAGAGGUGUGUCUAAUUCCUUUCCGAAUUUUCACGCGAUUCAUCAUGGACACGGAGCUACCAGUUACCAAAAUGUGCAGAUAGAAAGUUAUGAGCCUGUGCCAGUUCCCACACUGGUUCAUCAACGUGAUUACCUUCAUCAUACUAAACAAGAGGAGGUGCUCUUGCUUGAGAAACCACAAUAUUUACUUCAUGGAGAUCAUGAAGCAGCAAUCAACCCAGUUUUUAAGAACCAUGGGCAAUACAACCAAUACCAACAGUCCGUUAUUUUACAACCAAGCGAUCAAAAUGUUUUCCUCGAAGAUGAUCAGAAAUUAUACUACAUUUUAGAAACAGUUCCUGAAGAUUACAACGAAAUAGAACAAAACAAUUAUAACAGCGAUUCACCAUAUCAUUACUAUGUGGUCCAAAAUUGA
Messenger RNA from Trichogramma pretiosum, 673 nucleotides. RefSeq lists its product as uncharacterized. The record is from RefSeq and is a predicted model, not a curated record. The transcript has 5 exons. Bases 200 to 673 code for a protein of 157 amino acids. NCBI's taxonomy places the organism in Eukaryota, Metazoa, Arthropoda, Insecta, Hymenoptera, Trichogrammatidae.